Molecule: messenger RNA, 720 nt
Organism: Iphiclides podalirius (scarce swallowtail)
Lineage: Eukaryota; Metazoa; Arthropoda; Insecta; Lepidoptera; Papilionidae
Source: the annotation of a GenBank genome assembly
AUGGCUGAAGAUCUAAGAAAUUAUAAAUUGCAGUUACAACAGGUGGAAGCGGCUCUACUGACUGACCCAGAAAAUGAAGAACUUCUCAAAUUAAAGGCUGAUUUAGAAGAAGUAAUUGAGUUGACACAAGAUCUAAUUAAAACUCAAGAGGGUGACACCAAAGUUCAUGAUAUUCAUAGUUCUAGUAAUAAUGAUGAUGUUCCAGCUUCCCCGCUGCCUGAUGACGACGAUACGUCCUUGAGUAAUCCAGCUUCCAAGUGGCAUGUCGGUGAGAAGUGCCUGGCUAAAUGGAAAGCAGAUGGCAUGUUUUAUGAUGCAGUCAUUGAAGAAAUUGGUAUUGAUAGUAUGAAGGUAAAAUUUGAUGGGUAUACAACAUUAGAAAUAGUGUCCUUUCAGGAUGUUAAAUGUGCAAACUUGGGUGUCAAGAGGCCUCUUAGUGGCGAUGAAAGCAAACAUGGUAAGGGAUAUAAUCGAGAAUAUCUUAAAAAGAAAAAACAAAAGAAGCAACAGAGAUUUAAACAGAUUGAAGAGGAAAGAGAAAGUGAAAAAAACAAAUGGCUCUCAUUUCAUUCAAAAGCAUCGAAAAAACCUGGAGUGCGUACAAAGAGCAUAUUUGCAUCCCCUGACAAUUUGUCUGGUAGAGUUGGAAUAGGGACUUGUGGAAUAUCUGGUAAACCUAUGACUGAGUAUACACCUGGUGAAAAGUGGAAGAAAGGUGGA